AUGAAUGCGUUUAACGUAAAUUUUGGCCAGGAUGAAGGCGUAGUUCGACGAGGUGCGGCACCGCGGGCCAAUAUGGAACGCGGUGACUGGCACGGGUCCGAUGAGGAGUCCGACGACGAUGAGCCGGAUAUGAAAGAUCCGGCAAUCGCCGCCUCAUCGGACGAGGAGAACGAUGAGGACGUAGAUGACAGCGGCUACGGAUCUGAGGAGAGCGAAGCCGAGUCGGCGAUAAACCAGGGCCACCAGGAGGAGGAGAGUGAUGAGGAAAUAUGGAGGGAACUAGACGAGGCGAUACGCAUGAUGGACGACGAAGAGGCGAGAGAUGCGAGCAGCGGCCGGAGUAGCCCAGAAGAGUAUGCGCCGUGGGAGCAAAAUGAGAUAUAUGAGCCUCCGGCAAGAUUGUGGGAGCCAGCGCGGCCACCAACGCCGUUUCGUAUGGUGGACUCAAUGACAAAAAAGGAUCGUUACAGUGGCAAAUUCGUCACUGCGGGAAUUACCACCGGGAGCUAG
Messenger RNA from Drosophila willistoni, 510 nucleotides. RefSeq names its product nucleoplasmin-like protein ANO39. NCBI's taxonomy places the organism in Eukaryota, Metazoa, Arthropoda, Insecta, Diptera, Drosophilidae. The transcript is spliced from 2 exons. The record is from RefSeq and is a predicted model, not a curated record. Bases 1 to 510 code for a protein of 169 amino acids.